AUGGCUCGUGGAGCAGAAACCACGUCAACAAAGACCGAAAAGGGGAGCAUCGCUCCGGAGGCCCGAUCCUUGAAACAGGAGGAAGCACCUAAAGAAUCUGCCAAAAUCGAGGUUCCAGAAGCACCCAAACAAACCAGGGUGCCUGAUGCCAUCCAGAAGAAAUUGGAGGCCGAGAAACAGAAGAGCCCCCAGCCCAGCAGAUUGGCGCAGGAAUUGCGCAGUUACCAGGCCAAAAGAAAGAGGCAUUCGAUGGACAUAUAUGUCCAGAUCACGGUCUGGACUCAGGGAAAACGCGCGGAGUCAAGGCUCUACUUGAUAGUGGUUGUGGUACCUGUUGCAUUGAUACCGACUAUGCACGGGCAGAAAAACUGGAUAUCCAACAACUCCCCCAACCCAUAG
This is a messenger RNA of Mycena citricolor, 399 nucleotides long. Lineage: Eukaryota; Fungi; Basidiomycota; Agaricomycetes; Agaricales; Mycenaceae. The record is from the annotation of a GenBank genome assembly.